Neoarthrinium moseri is the source of this 1638-nucleotide messenger RNA. RefSeq lists its product as uncharacterized. The coding region runs from base 1 to 1638 and encodes 545 amino acids. Gene Ontology annotation, cellular component: cytoplasm. The transcript is spliced from 2 exons. Lineage: Eukaryota; Fungi; Ascomycota; Sordariomycetes; Amphisphaeriales; Apiosporaceae. The record is from RefSeq and is a predicted model, not a curated record. Gene Ontology annotation, biological process: inositol biosynthetic process; phospholipid biosynthetic process. Gene Ontology annotation, molecular function: inositol-3-phosphate synthase activity.
AUGGCGCCUCACGCCGAGGUCGACUCGGCCUCCUCAAACGGGGAUGGACAUACCAACGGCCACCACCAGGCCACACCUUCUGCUCACGAGGACCUGUUCCAAGUAGAGUCGCCCAACGUCGUCUAUACCGACUCUGAGAUCCGGUCAAAGUACACAUACCGCACCACUAGUGUCACCAAGAAUGCCAGCGGCAAGUUCGUGGCCACUCCCAAAGAGACGGUCUACGACUUCAAGGUAGACCGCAAAGUCCCCAAGGUCGGAAUGAUGCUUGUUGGACUGGGUGGUAACAAUGGAACUACUGUGACCGCUGGUAUCCUUGCCAACCGCCGAGGUCUAGUCUGGGAGACACGUGAAGGACCCCGAGCUGCCAACUAUUAUGGUUCAGUGAUCAUGGGGUCUACUAUGAAGCUUGGUACAGAAGCAGAAACCAUGAAGGACGUGAACAUCCCUUUCCACGAUGUUCUGCCCAUGGUACACCCGAAUGACCUUGUUGUGGGAGGAUGGGAUAUCUCUGGCAUGAACCUUGCUGAGGCCAUGGACAGGGCUGCAGUCCUGGAGCCCACUUUGAAGGCCCAAGUCAAGAAAGAGAUGGCUCAGAUGGUCCCGCUUCCUUCCAUCUAUUAUCCUGACUUCAUCGCUGCCAAUCAAGAGGACAGGGCCGACAAUGUCAUCGAGGGAAGCAAAGCUUGCACUGCGCAUGUAGAAAAGCUCCGUAGCGACAUCAAAGACUUCAAGGCAAAGAAUGCCCUUGACAAGGUUGUCGUUCUGUGGACUGCGAACACCGAGAGAUACGCCGACAUUAUCCCCGGCAUCAACGACACAGCUGACAACCUCCUCAAGGCUAUCGAAGAUGGACACGAGGAAGUUUCUCCUUCAACGGUUUUUGCAGUCGCUUGUAUCCUGGAAGGCGCACCUUUCAUCAAUGGUUCACCCCAGAAUACUUUCGUGCCUGGCGCGAUCCAGCUUGCCGAGAGACACAACGCUUUCAUCGGUGGUGACGACUUCAAGUCUGGCCAGACCAAGAUGAAGUCGGCUCUGGUGGACUUCCUGAUCAAUGCUGGUAUCAAGCUGACCUCGAUCGCUUCAUACAACCACCUUGGCAACAAUGACGGCAAGAACCUCAGUUCUCAGAAGCAGUUUAGAUCCAAGGAGAUUUCAAAGUCCAAUGUCGUGGACGGUAUGGUUGAGGCUAAUACGGUCCUGUACAAGAAGGGCGAACACCCCGAUCACACCGUUGUCAUCAAGUACAUGCCUGCUGUUGGCGACAACAAGCGUGCCUUGGACGAGUACUAUGCGGAGAUUUUCCUUGGCGGCCACCAGACGAUCUCGAUCUUCAACGUCUGCGAGGACUCUCUACUUGCUUCGCCGCUGAUCAUCGACUUGGUUGUCGUAGCUGAGAUGAUGACUCGUAUCCAGUGGAAGGCAAGCUCCCGCAAUGGUGCCGAGACGAACGAGUACAGAGGCUUCCACAGUGUGCUGAGCAUCCUGAGCUACAUGCUCAAGGCGCCACUGACACCCCCUGGUACUCCCGUCAUCAAUGCUCUUGCUAAACAGCGUGGCGCUCUCACCAAUAUCUUCAGAGCUUGCGUGGGCCUUGAGCCGGAGUCUGAUAUGACGCUCGAGCACAAGCUGUUUUAA